AAGCCUUCCCUCUUCCCAGCAUAUCGUGUUAGUGUCCUCGUUUCUUUCAGCGCCUUGUUUUGUUCGUCUGUGCUUUCUGCGCGUUCGUUUAUUGUUGUGAUAGGGUUACAGUUUCCCUCUUCGUCAUGUCAGGAAGAGGAAAGGGUGCCGGGGCCGCCGCACGGAAGAAAUCGGUUACCAAGUCUGCCAAAGCUGGGCUUCAGUUCCCCGUCGGUCGACUUGGCCGCUAUCUGAAGAAGGGCCGAUAUGCGCAGCGUGUCGGAUCUGGUGCCCCUGUGUAUUUGGCCGCCGUGCUGGAGUAUCUGGCUGCUGAGGUCCUUGAGUUAGCAGGGAACGCUAGCAGGGACAACAAGAAGAGUCGGAUCAUUCCUCGUCAUAUUCAGCUUGCAAUCCGGAACGAUGAGGAGCUCGGGAAGCUUCUGUCUGGAGUAACAAUUGCCUACGGAGGGGUUCUCCCUAACAUUCACAGCGUCUUGCUCCCUAAGAAGACUGCUGGAGGGACUGGAGGGGAAAAACCUGAGAAGCCUGAGAAAGAAAAGAAGGAGAAGAAGGGAAAGGCCGACAAGGAGUGAAUCAAAUCCUUUACUUUCUAAUUCAACUGGUGUUUUGAAACACCCCCUAUAUCUAAAUUUUUUCUCUCCUAUCUGCGUACGAUGUUUUAUGCCCUCUUGCAGGGCAUUGCAAUGUGCUGUGUAGAUAGCCGUCCUGCGGCAGUGUACUGCUAAAUGAUGAUUUUGCGUUGCUCCUGUUACCAUUGAUUUGUGCACCUUCGUACGAUUCACCAAUUCUUUUUUUAAAUCAUGUAUUGGUUUGGUUGUCUUGUUUUUCCUGAGACGGGUUUACAUCUGGGAAAGCAGCCAAAUCAGAAACGAUGACCUCGACUCUUCAAGUUUCGGGGUUCUGGUGGUGGAGCUGCUAUCUCGACGUCAUUGAAUGCUCCUACUUUGCCUUGAAUAUGGAAAUAGCACAACAGGUGGCAGUUGAAUAUUCUCUUGUAAGUAGUUCACGGAUAUCAGGGUGUGCGGUAAUUAUGGAAGGCAUUGGAGAUGUAAUUUAGAAAAUCAAGUGACACAAUCGUAGACUUCAGUUACCAGUUUGAAUCCUUAUCUGAACUGAAGUAAAGCGGACCACCAUAUUCACACCA
Messenger RNA from Physcomitrium patens, 1144 nucleotides. Its product is annotated as histone H2A-III. The record is from RefSeq and is a predicted model, not a curated record. Gene Ontology annotation, cellular component: nucleosome. NCBI's taxonomy places the organism in Eukaryota, Viridiplantae, Streptophyta, Bryopsida, Funariales, Funariaceae. Gene Ontology annotation, molecular function: protein heterodimerization activity; DNA binding; structural constituent of chromatin.